Racocetra persica is the source of this 367-nucleotide messenger RNA. NCBI's taxonomy places the organism in Eukaryota, Fungi, Glomeromycota, Glomeromycetes, Diversisporales, Gigasporaceae. The record is from the annotation of a GenBank genome assembly.
AUGGAAAAAUUAACAGACAUACAAAAAGGAAUAGCAGAAAAACGUCCGGCAAUAUGCCAACAAAAAUCUAAGAUGGAUGGAUUUUAUGGUGGUGUUUGUGGAGGAAUAUUGACAGGCAUUCUGUCGAAGAGAGUUCUAAAACUACCAUCGAACAAAGUUGCAUUAUCGGUAUUGUCUUCUUCGGUUCUAAUAGGAUAUAUAGUUAGUUAUAAGUCAUUCAGUUCAUGUAUGGCACACGCACAACUGCAACAACUACAAAAACACGAUACUGCGAGUCGAAAAGAAGAUAUGGAGGGAAUGUUAGAUGAAAUUUCAAGGGAUCAGUCUCAAGAGAGUGUCUUUACAGAUCCUUAUAACGCUGAGGAUG